UGUAAUAGCUUAGCCUUUUAGCUUUCGUACUCGAACGUCUGCGUCAUUCACUUGACAUUCCAACGGUCUCUGUUAACCUUAACGAAAUAAGCAGGAGCGCAACAACUUCUUUUAGCGAAAAAGUGUAAUAUCAAAUCAACGAGUGGCUCACCGUGUAUGUCGCCUCGCGAGUGAGCAUUCCAUUUGUUGUGUCGCAUGCGAUGACGUCAAACUAGUGUGUCCCAGGCGUGUGUUUCAGCAAGACAUGUCGUCUCUGUGUGGCACGGGCGACGACUGCACAGAUGCAGAUGAAAAAUCCCUGAAGAAGCAGGAUCAGGAGCACCCACGUCUCCUAAUUCCGGAACUCUGUCGACUGUUCUACCAGCUGGGAUGGGUAACAGGAACUGGUGGAGGGAUCAGCUUGAGAAGAGGAGAUCAGAUCUUCAUUGCACCAUCAGGCGUCCAGAAAGAAAGAAUACAGCCUGAAGACAUGUUUGUGUGUGAUUUGCAAGAGCGGGACAUCUGCUGUCCACCUGCCUGGAAGAAGUUAAAAAAAAGCCAGUGCACCCCUCUUUUUAUGAACGCCUAUCAUAUGAGGGGGGCUCAUGCUGUGAUACAUACCCACUCCAAGGCUGCGGUGAUGGCCACGUUGCUGUAUCCCGGUAAAGAGUUCAGAAUAACACACCAGGAGAUGAUCAAGGGGAUUCGCAAAGGCUCUUCAGGCUCCAACUAUCAAUAUGACGACACCCUGGUGGUGCCAAUUGUUGAGAACACGCCAGAAGAGAAGGAUUUGAAGGAUCGCAUGGCUCGAGCGAUGGAGGAAUACCCGGAGUCAUGCGCCGUUCUGGUGCGCAGACACGGAGUGUAUGUGUGGGGUGAGACAUGGGAGAAAGCCAAGACCAUGUGCGAGUGCUACGAUUAUCUGUUCGACAUCGCCGUCCAGAUGAAACAGUGCGGCCUGGAUCCGUCCGCUCUGCCUACAGAAGAGAAAGGGAUAAUUUGAUGCUACUGUUGUCAUGUGCCAUUUGAACCAGAGAGUGUGUUGAAAUAAAAGAAAAAAGGCUGUGCGUCAAAGAGCAUUUUGGACAAGUGUCUUGCCAAGUGUCCAGCAGCCAAAACCAACCCUGAUCAGAACUUUGGAGUUAUAAAUGCUAACCUGCGCAAAUCAAGUGUUAUUCAGCAUAUUUUGUUAUUAAUACCUCAUUUAUAUCACAGUUGUCUUCCUGUGCCGGUGUCAAAUAUUUGUAUUUUAAUAUUUCACUUAUUUCACAGAAACACAAUGUUUCCCCUAUAAGUGUUACAGUGCUGCAAUGCGAGUCAAUUCAAUGUGAGUAGUGCUACUGAGAGUGUAUAUGCACAAAUGUUGAAGGUUAGCUAGCUAGCUAGAACUGUCGCGCCACCUUCUCCUUGAAAUAUGGAUUUGUCCUGUGUUUGACAUGGAAAUAAAG
Molecule: messenger RNA, 1427 nt
Organism: Synchiropus splendidus (mandarinfish)
Lineage: Eukaryota; Metazoa; Chordata; Actinopteri; Syngnathiformes; Callionymidae
Gene: apip
Product: APAF1 interacting protein
Exons: 8
Coding region: 245-982 (245 amino acids)
Cellular component (GO): cytoplasm
Molecular function (GO): methylthioribulose 1-phosphate dehydratase activity; metal ion binding
Source: RefSeq, a predicted model, not a curated record